Messenger RNA from Folsomia candida, 1446 nucleotides. Its product is annotated as anguibactin system regulator-like. Gene Ontology annotation, cellular component: cytoplasm. The transcript has a single exon. The record is from RefSeq and is a predicted model, not a curated record. Bases 1 to 1446 code for a protein of 481 amino acids. Gene Ontology annotation, molecular function: phosphopantetheine binding. NCBI's taxonomy places the organism in Eukaryota, Metazoa, Arthropoda, Collembola, Entomobryomorpha, Isotomidae. Gene Ontology annotation, biological process: secondary metabolite biosynthetic process; amino acid activation for nonribosomal peptide biosynthetic process.
AUGAUCAGGUUGCAAGUUCAGGAUCAGUUAUAUCGCGAUCCCGACCACAAGGCUUACUCUACGUUAGACUUUCAAAGAGAGAUUGCCAAAAAGCUUGGGAGUAAUUUAGAGGGUAGAUACCCCAUAGUUUUCACAAGCAUACUGAACAUUGAUAGGACAGCUAGGAAUACGUUGUUUAAUGAGAACUUUGUAGAGACAUCGUUCUGCAUCACGCAAACCCCUCAGGUGUAUAUAGACUGCAAAGUUUAUGAAGAUGAGGGUAAUCUGGUGGUUGAGUGGGAUUACUUGGAUGGAAUUUUACCCGAUGGGUUGUUAGCUAUGAUGCACGGCUUGUACGUCGAAUGUAUUAGUUUAAUGACGGAGCAAAACUUUAACAUUUAUCAUGAUCAGUUACUUCCAAAGCCAGUUUUAGAAAUUGUGCAUGGCUUGAAUGACACAGAAAAAAGAUGGGAGUUUAAGGGUGGCUUGCAUGAGUUAGUAAUGCGUAGGGUGCCUCACAGAGAAAAUGUUAGAGCUAUCGCAUCACCGACAAAGAUCAUAAGUUAUGGACGAUUGUCCGAAUUGGUGUGCAUUUUUGGGGAUUAUCUUUGUAAGUCGGGCAUUAAGAGGAAUGAUUUGGUUGGCGUUAUUUUGAACAAGGGAUGGGAACAGGUGGUUGCCAUAUUAGGCAUUGUGUCAUCAGGAGCGGCAUACGUGCCACUAGAUACAUCCUGGCCGAAGAAACGCAUCUUAUCCAUUCUUCAAAAAUGCAACAUCAAAAAUGUUGUUUUAAGUGAUAAGUUUAUUGGGGUUGAAUCUUUUGGUCAAAUUGGAAUGGGAAUUAAUAUGAUUGACAUAGAAACAGUUCUUAUAAAGGGAGCUGUCUCGCAAAGCAAUUGGAGGAGUGUACCAUGUGACCCACGUGAUAUCGCUUACGUGAUUUUCACUUCUGGUUCUACAGGGGUUCCGAAGGGAGUUGGCGUGUCGCAUCGUUCUGCUGUUAAUACCAUUUUGGAUAUGAAUCAAAGAUCUGGAAUUACGGAAGAUGACAGGGUGUUGGGAUUAUCAGAACUGCAUUUUGAUUUAUCAGUUUACGAUAUCUUUGGAAUUCUUGGGGCCGGCGGGUGCCUAGUUCUUCCUGAUAAUGAGUUGAAAAAGGAACCAGCAAACUGGGUUGAUUUAAUUGUAGAACAUCAGAUAACGUUGUGUAAUUCCGUGCCAGCACUGCUUCAAAUGCUCACCGACUUUCUGUCAAUGAACCAUAACUAUAAUUUGAACUGUCUGCGUUGGGUUUGGUUGAGUGGGGAUAGAAUUCCGUUGACAUUGCCUGACUCGUUUAAAAAAUUUGCAAAUUCCUGCCAAUUUCUAUCCCUUGGCGGUGCAACAGAAGCCGCAAUUUGGUCAAUUUGUUACCCAAUCACAGCAAUCCAGUCUGAGUGGAAAACCAUUCCUGGUUUGCUAGGAUAG